Molecule: messenger RNA, 5115 nt
Organism: Diceros bicornis minor
Lineage: Eukaryota; Metazoa; Chordata; Mammalia; Perissodactyla; Rhinocerotidae
Gene: NIPAL1
Product: NIPA like domain containing 1
Exons: 6
Coding region: 74-1303 (409 amino acids)
Biological process (GO): magnesium ion transport
Cellular component (GO): membrane
Molecular function (GO): magnesium ion transmembrane transporter activity
Source: RefSeq, a predicted model, not a curated record
GCCAUGGGGAGGAGGAGAAGCCCAGGCGGGUGAGGAGCGAGCGCCUGGUCCGGGGAAGCCCCGUCUGGGGGCCAUGGGGGGCCAGGUGAGGCUGCCGCCCGGAGAGCCCUGCCGAGAAGGCUACGUGCUGUCUCUGGUCUGUCCGAACUCCUCCCAGGCUUGGUGUGAGAUCACAAAUGUGUCACAGCUGCUGGCUUCUCCUCUGCUCUACAGGGACCUGAAUUCCAGCAUAACCAACUUGAGCAUUUCUGCAAAUGUAGACAACAAAUACAAUCUUUAUGUAGGUCUGGUACUGGCCAUGAGUUCCAGUGUUUUUAUUGGCUCCAGCUUCAUAUUGAAAAAGAAGGGCCUCUUGCAACUGGCCAACAAGGGCGUUACUAGAGCUGGACAAGGUGGGUAUUCUUACCUCAAGGAAUGGCUCUGGUGGGCAGGAUUACUCUCAAUGGGAGCGGGAGAAGCUACAAAUUUUGCAGCUUAUGCUUUUGCACCUGCCACCUUGGUCACCCCACUGGGCGCUCUGAGUGUUCUCAUAAGUGCAAUAUUGUCUUCCUAUUUUUUAAAUGAGCACUUGAACAUUCAUGGGAAAAUAGGCUGCAUAUUAAGUAUAUUGGGAUCAACUGUGAUGGUUAUCCAUGCUCCGAAAGAAGAGGAAGUCGCAUCUUUGCAUGAAAUGGAAAUGAAACUGAGAGACCCAGGAUUUAUUUCCUUUGCUGUGAUUGUAACUGUGAUAGCCUUGGUGCUGAUUUUGAUCGUGGCUCCCAAGAAAGGACAGACCAAUAUAUUGGUCUACAUUUCAAUCUGUUCAUUGAUUGGAGCAUUUUCAGUUUCUUCCGUCAAGGGCCUGGGAAUUGCCAUUAAGGAACUAUUGGAAUGGAAGCCAGUUUACAAACAUCCCCUGGUCUUUGUUUUGCUGGCUGUACUUGUGCUUUCAGUGACAACACAGAUUAACUAUCUCAACAAAGCAUUGGACACCUUUAAUACGUCUCUUGUGACUCCCAUUUAUUAUGUGUUCUUCACAUCCAUGGUAGUGACUUGCUCCGCCAUCUUAUUCCAAGAAUGGUAUGGCAUGAAAGCUGGAGAUGUCAUCGGGACCUUGAGUGGGUUCUUCACCAUUAUCAAUGGCAUCUUCCUUCUACAUGCUUUUAAAAACACUGACAUCACCUGGAGUGAGCUGACAUCCACUAAGAAAGAAGUCUUCUCUCUGAAUGGCCGUGAAGACAAAUACGCCUUAUUAGAGAACAUAGAAUGUUCAACCUCAGAAUACAAUGAUGACAUUACCUUGUUUACCAGGACUAAUGAUUAAAGUAUCUAGAAACCCCGAACUUUAAUCAAUCUGAAACACUUGGAGAGGAGAAGGAAUACCUAAUUCUUGGAAGAACUGUUAGGAAAGCUGACUUUUUUGUGUGUGUGAAGCAGUUGCUUGGUUUUUUUUUUUUUCAGGGAAAGAUUCACCCUGAGCUAACAUCUGUUGCCAAUCUUCCUCUUUUUUUUUUUCCUCCCCAAAGACCCAGUACAUGGUUGUAUAUCUAGUUGUUAAGUCAUUCUAGUUCUUCUGUGUGAGCAGCUGCCACAGCAUGGCAACUGACAGACGGGUGGUGUGGUUCCACGACCAGGAGACGUACCCAGGCCGCCGAAGCAGUGAGAGCUCCGAACUUUAACCACUAGACCAUCAGGGCUGGCUCAAAGCUGGCAUUUUUAAAGUUCUAACUAGUAUUUAGAUGUGAGGCCAAAUAAAAAUGCCUUCAUUUUUGGCUGUCAAAUUUGAAAAUCAAGGUUUUCAUCCUCCCCCAGAAGACUCCUGCUGUUGUUCAUUUCUGCACACUUGAAAUAUUCCCUAUGCAUAAAAGAAAUCAAAGAGUUAGGUGAGUCUCAGAAUCAUCUCUUUCUUCUGGUCAUAAUAUAUUUGGCCCUGCCGGGUGGCUCUUAGUUUCUUUCGCUGCUAUUCUUAGCCUCGCAGUAAUUCCUAGAUAAACUUCACUGUGUGCUGAUAAGCAGCGUAUCAGUCAUCAUUCUCUGAUGAGUCGUAGUUCCAAAUUAUUAAAACUGAGACGUGAAUCACUUCUGCUUUUCCUCCCCUCCCACAACUUCCUUCUUUCUAAGCCAGACAGCGGAAGGGUAGAGGGUUAAAGAGAAAAAUAGGCCUGCUUUGGAAAUCUGUCCCUUGGUGAGCUAGAAUGCACAAGACACACGUACCAAUGAAAGGCUUAUGAAUUGUUAAUUUAUUGAUAUAUCAUAGAAUAUUAUUACUAAUUAAAAAGGGGAGAAUGGAGGAGGGAGAAAAAUAUUUUAUACUUUAGGUAAAUGAAACACGUUUUUUUUUUUUUCCUUUCCACGAAAACAAAAACAAACACAAAUACUUGUCUUCACUUGUUCUUUUAACUCAGACCUGGACAACAUAAGACAAAAUUGAGUUUCUGGAGAAGUCCAAGCAAAUUCACUCUUGGAGUUAUUUAUCUUCCUUUUGUUCCUUUCUUUCACUAUUAUACCAAAGGUCAUUUUUUGUUGUUGUUGACAUAUAGACUUUUGUAAAGUAAUUGCUAUAUUAUUUUAGGAUUAUAUUGUACACUUCAACUUUUCUCAAAUGUUUGAUCCUCAAAGGGUGGGUUUUCCACAGACUGUUUGAAAACAGCUAGAAAAAUCUUUGUGAAAAACCUAAAUGAGUUAUCAUAAUUGUUCUCUUGAAAUUUGACACUUUCACCCUUAUUAAGGAAAUUAUAAUUAGCUACUAACCUUUUUUUAAAUGUAUACAUCCUACCACAAUAAGUGGUAGAUUGUCUUUUUCUGUUGAAUUUCAUCCCGACCAUGUUUUCCAUACUUUUUUUUAGGUGUUUUGGGAGAAUAGGAAGGGAAGUUAACUUCCUAGAAAACAAAAUAUUCAGACCUCAGGGACUACUACAGGAAAAUACAUUUUGCGUAUUAAAACUUACAUAAAGUUUUUCUGUCUCCCUCCAAGGGCAUGGCAGGAAUAAUAUUUUUAGUGGUCUUUAAUGUUUAUGGACAGAUUUCUCAUCGCUCAUUGAUUUAAUGGAAAAGAAAUUAACCUUAUUUCUAGACUAAUCUUACGUCUCUCAAAACAAAACAAAAAUCCUAACCAAAAAGUUGUGUCAUUUAAAAAAAAACCAACAAAAACCCUUCAGGGUGAGUGGGUUUUUCUGCUCUAACAUCAAAUGUUAUUAGUUUUGUUUGUUUGUUUGUAAUCUAGUUCAAAUCUAUCCAGGGUAAUAAUAAUUGUAAAUUCUAUUAUUCAGAAUUCUAUCAAACUGACCUCGGCAUCUUUCCAGUUCUAUUGAACUAUGAUUGAUGUUCACAGUGACGACCUGAGGUGACUGCAUUAUAGUUUCUUCAGAAUAGUUUAGUAUUAAGUGCAAUUCAGUGCAUUCUAAAUUUUUGAAAAUUGAUAAUCCAUGGAAGAUACAUGGGUUGAUACCUCAGGUCAAAUAUGUGUUUACUCUUUUGAUUGCUAUUUCGCUUUAAUUGUAUAUCAGAUAUAUAAGCUAUGAACACAAGUUUGUAGGAAAAGUAUUUUCUGAAAAGGUAGUGUUUGAAAAUUGUAGAAAUUCUUUUAAAGUUUUUCUUUUUUCUAUUGAGAACUCUGUUGGUUUCUCUGGACCAUCUUGGUGAGGAAAUUAAUGGCAUCCAACCUGAGGCUGUGGUUGUUCUCCACACUGGUGAAUUUUAGUGUCAGAUAUUUCUUAAAUGUCACCUGUUACAAAGCUUUGCCCUUGGUAUAUUGCACCCAGGUUGAAGGCUCUUGGAACCCAAAAACCGGUGUGUACCCUGGAUUGAAAAAUGAACUAGUGUUGACAUAUAUGCCCGAGAGAAGGACUGAGAAAGAUUCAAUGAGUUGAAACAUGUUGAGAAACAAUGAAAUAUUUGAAAAAUUCUGAAAAUCCCUGGUGGGCAUAUGCAUUGAAAAACCAAAAUGUUAUUGCAAAUCUAAAACUAAGAAUUAAUUUUUCCAAAUGGGAAGAUACUGUUUAAGGAAGUAUAAAAUGCUGGAUCCAGAUAUUCAGAUUAACUACGUUAGUCUUAACUGAUAGUUUCAUAUAUGUAUAUAUUUUAAUAUUUAUACUUUACUUGUCUCAUAUAGAUAUCUUCUUAAGAUUUAUUAUGUGAAUAUCUGCACAUAUGUCAUUAAGGAUUACAAAGUUGUGCCCACACAGCCAAGUUGAAAACUCUUCCUAAUUAUGUAAACAUAAUAGCUUCAUUUUAUUUUUUGACUUAUAAUUUUAUUCUUAGGCCAAUGGUUAAUGAUUUUUAUUUUUAGUUCAGAUUGCAGAAUGUUUGUAAAACCCUUUAGAUUUAGCAGCAUGAAAUUAAAUUAACACCUAUGUUUUAAGAGUACUAAAUCAAAUACCAUGUGUCAUGCCUGAUAUAUAAUAGGCAUUUAAUAAAAUUUAGUUCUCUUUGAAUUAAUAUGUUAAUUCCUAUGGAGUUAUUACUGGAUAGGUGAGGACCAUUGGUCGCCACUUUUCAUACAUUCCUCAUCUUUUCUCAAUUUGUGUUCCAUUAGCUCAUUUUAAAUAAUCCAAGUGAAAAUAAAUUCCAGCAUUAUACUAUCUCAGCAUCAGCACAAAAUGAUUCCGGCAAAAAUGUUUUCUUUUUCUUAAUAAAACCAGUUAAACUGAACUAAAUGCAAUCUUCACAUUCCAACAAAACUUUGUGGAAAAGUAAUUUAUGUGAAUAUACGUGAACUGUUCUCAAAUAUUUUGAAUAAACUCUAUGGUCGUGAAAUUUUCUAUUUUUCAAAUGUUUAUAAAUACUGUUUGUUUUAGAAAGUUUACAAAUUUUAAAUUAAUGUUUCUGUAUAUUUUUCAUUUGCAUUAAAAUAGCGUGGUUUAAUUAUGCUUGUUGGAGUUCAGUUUUCAGUUUAUUGAAGUUAAGUAUAUGUAAUGGCAAAAAUAUCCCCAUUUAGUUUUGAGAUUAAAAAGAAAGUUUUGAGGGCCAGCCCCAUGGUGUAGUGAUUCAGUUCAGUGGCGCGUUUCACUUUGGUGGCCUGGGUUCUCGGGUUCAGAUCCCUGGUGCAGACCUAUACCACUCGUCAGCCACGCUGUGGCAGUGACCCACAUAUAAAGUAGAGGAAGAUGGGCACAGAUGUUAGCUCAGGGCUAAUCU